CGCAGUGACUUCAACUUCACAGUCCACUCAGUUCGGCUCGCGCAAUGAACGGAAUCGGAGCAGUGCAAGGCUUCCUGCAUGGAGCGCCGCUGGUGACAUUCCUGGCGCUGGUGGUCUCAUCAGCUGAUCAGGCCGCAGCGUUCUACAAAUCGUUCGAAGAGCUUAGCGUUCAUACGCUCCCCGACAGUGGCUCGCUAGAUGAUUGUUCACUGAGGCUCCAGAAGUUGUUGGACCGGGAUGUUGCUACUAGUAAACUAGCUGAAGUUCCAACAUACUCGAGGGAGUUUGCUCACCUGGCUGCGAUCGGAUGGAAGCAGACCGGUGGAGACUUUGAGUGGAGAUGCUCAGGUAGCCUAAUUUCAGACAGUUUUGUACUCACCGCUGCUCAUUGUACACUCGAUGAAGGCAAGGAACCAACGGCGAUUCGCGCCGGCGACCUAGAUUUGUACAGCCCGAAAGACGAUCGGUUCGCCCAGCAGAUCGAUAUCGCGAAAAUCUUUCGUCAUCCCCAGUUCAACUCGAGCAGCGCCUAUCAUGACGUUGCGCUGAUCAAACUUGUGAAACCGGUGACCGUGACGGAUUUCGUAACACCGGCUUGUUUGUAUACCAACGAUUCGUUUUCCUUUCCAAAGCUGCAUGCAACCGGUUGGGAUUUCUACUCGGAUGUGUCCCCGCCGAUAUACAGUGUCCCGUUGAACCCGAUUGGUCAGGAUCGGUGUAAAUUUUGGCAUCGCGCCAACAAGGAGGCCUUCCGGAAGGGGAUUAACAGAAUGCUGAUGUGCGCCGGCGACGAGGUGCUAACCAACUGUCCGGGGGACACGGGGGGACCUUUGCAAAUCAGACUGCUGUCAAGCUCGAAAUACACACCAUUCGUCGUGGGGGUCUCGGCGCUGGGAGUUCCGUGUGGGCAAACGACACCCGGAGUGUACGCUAAAAUUUCCCAUUACAUUAAUUGGAUCGAGGAUGUGACCGGGAAGAAUUACUUCCCGCAGGACUGUGUCACAAGACAUAUCUCCGAGAGGGAAUCAGAUGAAGCGCUCGUCGCUCCCGAGCUGAAGGGAGCAUACAACCAGCCCCAUCUCACCGGCAAGAAGGAAUCGCUGUCCGUUGACCCGACGAAGGCUCAGCUGCAGAUCUUCAAAGAGUUCAAGUGCGCCGUAGGAAAGGAUGGUCCCAACGUCGAUUGGAUCUGUGGCUGCACGAUAGUGGCACAGGAUUUCGCACUGACGUCAGCUCGUUGCGUGAAAAAUGUUGAAGUCGACGUUGUCAACUACAAGAACGACUGGAAACGCAUCGAUGAGAUUAUCUUCCAUCCGGACUACGACAAAAAAACACUGUACAACGAUCUGGCACUGAUACGGCUGCAAACCGAUAACAGGAAUCGAUACGACUGGAAAGCGGUAUCUUGCAUCGCCGGAAACGAAGAUCAAAGGCAGUUUCUUUCGUUCGGGAUUGGCCCGUACAACCUGAACGACGACGGUUCGAUGGAUAACAAUGGUGACGGGACGGAGCGCUAUCUGACGACCACUCUGCAGCUGAUGGAGAGCGCGAAUUGCACCCAGCACUAUAAGACAUACGGCAUUUUGAAGGAAGGCCUCAACGAGACACAGUUUUGCGCCUGGUCCCGAGAUUUUCUGGUGCCGGGAACAUGCGAACCGUGGAACGGGAACGAGGUGCUGAAUGAAUUAAGAGCGGCCAGUGACACCAGUCCGUUCCCGGAGGAUCUGAUUGGGGUUGGUUCGUACGCACCGGACUGUGGGUUCGGACGGCCAAUGGUUGCCACGAGGGUAAUCGCUUUUCGCGAGUGGAUGAACUCGGUUAUCUACAAAACGAUUAACGUCAAUGCCGUCAGCCAGGUCCUGAUGGAGAAGGAACUCGCGCUGGAUUACAUCUGCGAGGCCUCCGAUCGGGAGGCUGGCGUUUGCGUGAAUAUUGACCACUGCAACCAUCGGGCGCUGGUCGAUGUAAUAAAAUUCUGCACCAACGAAACAGCGCCGAUAGUUUGCUGUCCGGUUAAUUCGUUCAUCGCAACGGCCCAUUUGUCGCUGCUGACCGAAUGCGAAACCAAUUAUCUGCGCUACAGGAAGAAAUACGUUGAGUUUGCCUCGCCCGAAGGACGGUUCGUCGAUGAGGGCCAACAUCCGCACUCGGUGAUGAUUGGGUGGAGGGUCAACAAGACGGCUACCAAUUGGCACUGCACUGGAACGUUAAUUAACAGGAACACCGUCCUGACGACGGCUGGAUGCACAAACACGAUAAAGAGGCGCAGCCCGGAUGUAAUCAGCAUAGGCGAAGCCGACGUCAGCAAAGUCAACGAUGGCGAGGCGCAAAUUAUCCCCGUGGUGGAUACCAUUCGCUACCCGAGCUAUAAUCCCAAAACGCACGAGUUCGACAUUGCCAUCCUCAAGCUCGAAUCGGAAGUGGUUAUCAACGAGAACGCAGUUCCGGCCUGUUUGUGGCGUGAUUUGAACCGCACGCCUUACUACACCCAACAAGUGCAGUUCGACAAACAGUUGCUUACCGCACGGGACAAGAACCUGGUGCACAACCGGGACUGCAAACAGUUCACCUCCCACACCGAGCUCAACAAUGACCAAAUGUGCUGGCAGGAGUUCAAACUGCGCCAAGAUGGUACCGACGCGGAAAACUGCGGCCACCGGGGCGAUCCGUUUGUCUCGUUCCAGCGCACCAACAACAUCUACUUGCCCUAUCUGGUGGGUCUGUACAGCUUCAGCGACAGCCGAUGUGCUUCCGGUGAGCCGGUCGUGGCCACCCGGAUCUCUUCCUACAUCAACUGGAUUAGCUUGUAUCUGUAGAGCGUGGCACGACCAUUCCAGCUACAUACUAUUUCGCCUCAAUCAAUCCCCCGCAUCGGACGACGUGAUCAAUGCGAUUGUGGUUAGGAAUAAAGAAUCGAUUUACAAUUCUAGAGUGGCCGCUCUCUUUUUCCGGUUCGUAUUCGCUGUUUGCUUUGAGGUUCCCUGGCGUCGAAAACGAUAGACAUCAGUUGCAUUUGAGCGCGGACAGUGUAUAGCAUUGUUGCAACUAUUUGCUCGACGAGUUUUUAUAGAAUAGACAUAUGUAUAUUUUAGAAUAAACCAUCACAAUAAAAUAGAUCAG
Messenger RNA from Toxorhynchites rutilus septentrionalis, 3120 nucleotides. Its product is annotated as transmembrane protease serine 9-like. Lineage: Eukaryota; Metazoa; Arthropoda; Insecta; Diptera; Culicidae. Gene Ontology annotation, molecular function: serine-type endopeptidase activity. Gene Ontology annotation, biological process: proteolysis. Bases 45 to 2816 code for a protein of 923 amino acids. The transcript has 12 exons. The record is from RefSeq and is a predicted model, not a curated record.